AUGUCGUCGAGCCUCAAGAACGAGCUGUCAUCCUCAGACUUUGAGGUCGAUUCCAGUGAGAUUCAGUCUCAUUCCCGAGUCCAAAAGGUUAAGCUCAUUCAUAGUCUUCGUACUGGCUUGACUGGCCUGGCGCUGGCUGCUGGCAUUGCCAUCCUGGGCCUCUCCGCAGACACUCUGUCUGUAUACAAUGCCACACACCUGCCAGCCGACUUUUUGUUGUCCCUUUGGCCAGAGAGCCUUGACAUCAGACCGACCACUUCGCUAGUUGCCGGUAGUGCGAUAGUGACGGCUAUGAAUGUGGUCUCUUUGGUUGCGAGCAAGAACGAGUUUGUUCGAGGUAGAAUAAUGGCUCAUUCUGCGGUCAGCCUCACGGCGCCUGUCGUUGCUUUCAUCGCUUCCCUCGUCGCCAUGGUCUUCUUCUACGCCAUCAACGCCUCCACGACGGUCGUCUCAUUCCAGAGUUGGACUUGUCGCUGGAAAAGUGUACCCAUGAGCACUCGUCCCUAUUUUGGCACUUUGUGCAGAGAGAGCCAGACUUCCCUUGCACUGGCUGUGCUUCUCGUGCCUCUGGAGUUGCUCAUCUUGGUGACGGCUUGCUUCCAGGCAGUUAUGGAGAAGAAGGUGGAAGUUAUUUUACACCUGCGGGACGGCUCGGCUUCCUCGUAA
Molecule: messenger RNA, 666 nt
Organism: Metarhizium brunneum ARSEF 3297
Lineage: Eukaryota; Fungi; Ascomycota; Sordariomycetes; Hypocreales; Clavicipitaceae
Source: RefSeq, a predicted model, not a curated record